Messenger RNA from Chaetomium strumarium, 1404 nucleotides. RefSeq lists its product as uncharacterized. The coding region runs from base 249 to 1184 and encodes 311 amino acids. The transcript is spliced from 3 exons. NCBI's taxonomy places the organism in Eukaryota, Fungi, Ascomycota, Sordariomycetes, Sordariales, Chaetomiaceae. The record is from RefSeq and is a predicted model, not a curated record.
CGUAAAGGACGGGAGCCUGUUGGAAGAAUGGCGGGGAUUCCAAGUCCGAAUUCCGUUCCAAUCCGUCGGCAACCACUCACAUCUCUCUUUUUCCUCGGUGGCCGGCCUGAUAAUGCGCCCACGAAAAUGUCUCCGGCGCCAGCGAGAGCCUGGCUCAGCUGCUUUUGAUUGUUAGAUAUAUAGAGUACUUACGUCAGUGAGGUCUUCCUCGUCAUCUAAUAAAAGAAACGAAACGAACUCAAGUCAAGAUGCCUGGCGGCGUAAAUGACAUCACGAAUUUCAAUCCCAAGACAGAUGUGCCAGACCUCUCCGGCAAGGUCAUCCUCGUCACAGGAGGCACUGCCGGCGUAGGAGCUGGAACCGUCGUCGAGCUCGCACGCCACAACCCAGCGCAUCUGGUCUUCACGGGGCGCAAUGCCAAGUCAGCAGAGGCUACUAUUGCCAGCGCACGCUCUGCCGGGCCCGGCGUCCGCGCGACCUUCGUGGAAUGCGACUUCGCCAACCUCGCCUCCGUGAAGACCGCCGCCGAGAAGAUUCUCGCCAACCUGGACCGUCUUGAUGUCCUUGUCUGUAACGCCGGCAUCAUGGCUAAGCCCGCUGCGCUGUCCAAGGACGGUUAUGAAAUUCAUUUCGCCACCAAUCACCUCGGCCACGCUCUCCUGAACUUGAAGCUCCUCCCCCUCAUGGAAAAGACAGCAGAGCUCCCUGGCGCCGACGUCCGCAUUCUCAUGGUCACGAGCACCGCCUCGCGCGGGACCCCUCCGGGCGGCAUCGUCUUCGACAAGCUCAAGACGACGCAAGAGAUGCUGUUUGGCCGGUGGCUGCGGUACGGCCAGAGCAAGCUCGCCAACCUGAUCUGGGCGCGCGAGCUGGCCAAGCGGUAUCCCAAGAUCCUGUCGUGUAGUGUUACACCAGGCAUUGUGAUGACGACUCUGGUGACGGACCUGAGAUUUAUGGAUAAACUGUGGGUGUAUCCAUUUACCAUCGGCCAAAAGUUGACCCCGGAGCAAGGCACGUACAACCUCCUGUGGGCGAUUGGCGCGCCGAGGGACGGUAUCAAGCGAGGCGCUUUCUACGAACCCGUUGGCCAUCUUUCUCCGAUGGAGACUCGGGCCAGCAGGGACUCCGAGCUGGGGGAUAAGCUGUGGAAAUGGACUAAUGAGGAGCUGAAGCCAUUUAUGUGAUGAAUCAUGGUGGGUGUUGUUACGGGCCAUGAUAUCCCAAACUGGAACCUGGCAGGCAGCAGUUCUCAACUUCGGCCAGAUCAUUGAAUGUCGUCUCAUUUCCGUAACCACAAGGUCGUUAUUAUGUAUAUAUGUACAAUACGCAAAUUAUUUUGAAAUCAUGUAUCACACACCGGUUUCGAUAUGAUAUAGUACUCCACAAUAGCAGCUGGCUACUGGU